Molecule: messenger RNA, 2805 nt
Organism: Etheostoma cragini (Arkansas darter)
Lineage: Eukaryota; Metazoa; Chordata; Actinopteri; Perciformes; Percidae
Gene: gfm2
Product: GTP dependent ribosome recycling factor mitochondrial 2
Exons: 20
Coding region: 311-2593 (760 amino acids)
Biological process (GO): ribosome disassembly; mitochondrial translation
Cellular component (GO): mitochondrion
Molecular function (GO): translation elongation factor activity; GTP binding; GTPase activity
Source: RefSeq, a predicted model, not a curated record
AUACUUGUUUCUAGGGGUGUAUUUUGUAGCCGCACCGUAUGAAAGCGUGACAUUUAACGUCAGAUGAUGUUGUUUUCUAGGACGUUGUAUUGAUUUGGUCUGGGAUAAAUUCAAUAUCUGAUAGCUGUAGCCAUACGUCUCCCUCGUUUUUAUUUUCUUAGUGUCAUGGUGAAGCCAUUGCCAUCUGGCUGACAUUUCUCUGUCUUCUUUUAACUGCUUAACAAUGGUUCGUCUGAAGUUAAGACUAAGGAAACAGCUUGGAAGAUAAGCAGACAUUUAGAUACACAUUAGAGUCUGUCGGAUAUUAAGCAUGAUGAUGUCGGGAAGGUAUGUGCUAGCUGCUGGGCUCCAGUGCUGCAGAUGCAGAGUGAGCUGGCAUGGAAAACGGCACUACAGCUUCCUUCCAGAUGAUGUCAAAUCAUUGCGGGCUGUGGUCAACCCUGAUAUAUCCAAGAUCCGAAACAUCGGCAUUAUGGCCCACAUUGAUGCAGGAAAGACAACAACCACAGAAAGGAUGCUUUAUUACUCUGGCUAUACGAGAGCACUGGGAGACGUGGACGACGGGGAUACAGUCACAGAUUUUAUGGCUCAAGAGAGGGAGCGUGGCAUCACCAUACAGUCUGCAGCAGUCACAUUUGAUUGGAAAACUCAUAGAAUAAACCUCAUAGACACCCCCGGACAUGUUGACUUCACUCUCGAGGUGGAGCGGGCACUUCGUGUUCUUGAUGGGGCUGUCGCAGUGUUUGAUGCUUCAGCUGGUGUUGAGGCUCAGACUCUGACCGUGUGGCGACAAGCAGAGAAGCACCAUGUUCCCUGUCUAUGUUUUCUGAAUAAGAUGGAUAAGCCUGCAGCAAACCUACGUUUUUCCAUUCAGAGCAUAAGAAAGAAAUUAAAAGCCAAUCCAGUCCUCCUGCAGAUUCCUGUUGGCAGUGGCAGAAACUUCUCCGGUGUGGUUGACUUGUUAACCAACCAGAAGAUGAUAUGGAAGCCAAUAUCUAUGAGACAUGAUGAUGGACGAAUGUUUGAAAGCAAACCUCUCGACCAGUCGGAUGAGCCAGAACUUUUGCAGGAGGUCAACGAGGCCAGGGCAGCUUUAAUUGAGCAGGUUGCUGAUCUGGAUGAUGAGUUUGCGGAACUGCUGCUGACUGAUUUUAGCGACAAUUUUGAUGCUGUUCCCUCAAUCAAACUGCAGGAGGCUGUGCGGCGGGUGACUCUGGCCCGUAAAGGCGUCCCAGUACUCUGUGGGAGCUCUUUGAGAAACAAAGGUGUUCAGCCUCUUUUAGAUGCCAUCACUGCCUACCUGCCCGCCCCCAAUGAACGACACCAUGAUCUGGUGCGGUGGUACAAGGACGACUUAUGUGCUCUGGCCUUCAAGGUGCUGCAUGACAAGCAGCGUGGUCCUCUGGUAUUUCUCAGGAUUUACUCUGGUACUCUGAAACCACAGACUGCUGUCCACAACAUCAACAGGAACAGCAUUGAGAGGAUGAGCCGGCUGCUGGUGCCGUUUGCUGAUCAGCAUGUAGAAAUCCCCUCGAUGACAGUGGGAAACAUCGCUCUGACUGUUGGACUAAAGCAGACAGUUACGGGGGACACUAUUGUUUCAUCGAAGGCUUCAGCAGCAGCUGCAGCCCGCCGAGCCCAAAAUGACGGCGUGGAAAGCAAGAAGCAUGGCGAACAUGCCAGCGUUGUCCUUUCAGGGGUGGAGGUCCCUGAUCCUGUUUUCUUCUGCACCAUAGAACCGCCCACCAUGGCCAAACAGGCUGAUCUUGAGAAUGCACUUGGCUGCCUCCAGAGAGAAGACCCAAGUCUUAAAGUCAGAGUUGACCCUGACUCUGGACAGACCAUUUUGUGUGGGAUGGGAGAACUGCACAUCGAGAUCCUCCAUGAUCGAAUCAGAAGAGAGUAUGGCAUUGAGACUCACCUUGGACCGCUACAGGUGGCUUACAGGGAGUCUAUUCUCCACAAGGUCUCUACUAUAGAUACGCUGGACCGUACUGUUGGGGAGAGACGACAUCUUGCGACAGUGGAGCUGGCUGUCACACCUCUUGAAAUCUCCACUACCAGUAGUUCAUGUGAAUUAGCGUUUACAGAGGAAUUGGGGGGGCAACUAUCACCAGAAAUAAAGGCGGCAGUGGAGAAUGGAGUAAACAGCUCCUAUCUUCAAGGUCCAUUGCUAGGAUAUCCUUUAAGGGGUGUAUCGACACUAAUCAAAAGUGUCAAGAUGGAACCAGGAACAUCUCCUGCCAUGGUGUCCGCCUGUGUGUCCCGCUGCAUGCUGAAGGCUCUAAGGCUAGCUGGAGGUCAGGUCCUGGAGCCAGUGAUGUCCCUUGAGGUGACUGUGGGGGAGGAACGCCUUAGCUCUGUGCUGGGGGAUUUAGCCCAAAGACGAGGAACGGUUCGAGACAUACAGAGUCGUCAUGACGAUAAGGUGCUGCUAGCAACUGUGCCCUUGGCUGAGAUGAUGGGCUAUUCCACCAUCCUGCGAACACUGACAUCUGGCAAUGCUACCUUCUCCCUGGAGCUGGACACCUAUGAAGCCAUGAACCCCCAGGACCAGAACACUCUUAUUAAAAGAAUGGCUGGUCUGCUGUGAUUUCCUGUUUAACAAUUUGAAACAGUUCAGCAAUGGGACCAAUGACCUUCUAAAAGAGAGGCAUUGCUAGUACCCAAACAGAUUUUCCAGGACUAAUGGUACAUAUCAGACUAAGCAAGUACAAUGCUAUUUAUAGUAUGAAUAUCCACUGGAGGGAGGACAUUACAAAUGUUAGUGUACAAUGUUCUUUGCGAAAUACAAAAUAAACGUGA